Messenger RNA from Fusarium coffeatum, 450 nucleotides. RefSeq lists its product as uncharacterized. The transcript has a single exon. Bases 1 to 450 code for a protein of 149 amino acids. Lineage: Eukaryota; Fungi; Ascomycota; Sordariomycetes; Hypocreales; Nectriaceae. The record is from RefSeq and is a predicted model, not a curated record.
AUGCUUUUCACCAAGGUCGCUAUUGUCGCCGCUGCCGGCUUCGUUGCCGCUGAGCAGGCUGCCCCCCAGGUCACUGCCCGCGCUGUCCUUCCUCGUGACCUCCCCGACGACAUCAAGGACUGGGCCGAGAGCAAGGCUGGCGGUAAGGUCACCGACAUCGAGGAGUGGGCCAAGAGCAACGGCAAUGAGGUCAAGCAGUGGGCUUCCGAGCACGGCGGUGACGCCAAGAGCUGGGUCGAGUCCAACUACAACAGCGCCGGUGACUACGUUGGUACCAAGCUCGAUGCCGCCAGCACUCGCAUUGAGGGUGCCAUCAGCGGAGCUUCCGCCAGCGCCUCUGCUGCUGCCGACGACAACGACAACGCUGCUUCUGCCCUCGGUGGCCAGUCCGGUGCCGUCGCCAUGUUGGCUGCCAUCGGAGCCACCGCCUUCGGCUUCUUCCUCAUCUAA